AUGCGCUACUCACUUCUCAUCGCUGCCGCUUUACCUCUCGUUCAGGGCGUUCGCAUUGUCCAGAGCAACGAUGAUGGCUGGGCUGAGAUUAACCUGCGGACGUUCUUCAAUGUUCUGAACUCUGCUGGCCACCAAGUGGUUCUAUCUGCUCCAGCUGAGAACCAAUCAGGCAAAGGUUCAUCUGAUGCGACGCCUGAAAUCGUCGACUCUGACGGCUGCAUCCACGCUUCCUGCCCUGGCGGCAGCCCGGCCACCGGGUUCAACGCCUCAGACCCACGCCUCAACUACGUAAACUCAUACCCCGUAACCUCUAUCAAGACCGGCAUCUCAACCACUGCACCGAAGCUUUGGUCCGGCGCUGCUCCUGAACUAGCCCUCACGGGUCCUAAUGUCGGUGGUAAUGUGGGCGUCCAAGUUCCCUUCUCCGGUACCGUCGGCGCAGCCACGUACGCCGCGAAGACCGCAAAGAUCCCUGCCAUUGCAUUUAGCGGCCAGACAGGCGAUCCUACGGCUUGGGACCAGCCUACACCUCUGUAUAGCAAGAUCUAUGCUGAUCUGGCACUCAACAUCACAACUACCAUCAUCAAUUCUGGAAAGCCGUACCUCCCAGACAACACAUGGCUGAACGUCAACUUCCCGGCUGUGUCGAGCACAAAGUGCAACAACGUGAACCAGUUCAAGUUUAUUUUCACUCGUGUCAAUACCGGUCUUGUUGGUAGUGCUCCCGAUAUUACUGUUUGCGGAACCACGGCGAGGCUGCCAUGGGAGGCGGACGUCGCGGUCAUCAGGGGAAACAACUGCUACGUCUCUAUCUCGCCCGGUGAUGCGAACGAUAAGACGACUGCAGCAGCCGCUCAGCAGCAGAUCAUCUACGACAAGCUGAAGUCGAUUUUGUCGUGCUUGUCGUAG
Ascochyta rabiei is the source of this 909-nucleotide messenger RNA. RefSeq names its product 5'-nucleotidase. NCBI's taxonomy places the organism in Eukaryota, Fungi, Ascomycota, Dothideomycetes, Pleosporales, Didymellaceae. The record is from RefSeq and is a predicted model, not a curated record. Gene Ontology annotation, molecular function: nucleotidase activity. The transcript has 2 exons. The coding region runs from base 1 to 909 and encodes 302 amino acids.